AUGCAAUCGAUGGCGCGCAGACUUGGCUUCUGCAGUUUGGUCGCCUUUGGGGCGCCCCUCACAGAGGAGAACGCUUUCUGGAACGUGAACUUGGAACGUCGCCAUGUCCCCGAGGAGUACAGAGGCGGCUGGGCCAACCAUAGCUACUUCCCGUCACCGGAGGACUGGCGAGCCUUGUCAAUCUAUCAGCUCCUCACGGACCGCUUCGCCGACGGGGACCCUCGGAACAACGAGCUGGCCGCCGGGGGCUUCGACGUGCGGGAUAUGACCCUACGCCACGGCGGGGACUUCAAAGGCCUGACCCAGAAGCUGCACUACAUCAAGGGCCUGGGCUGCCGCGGGAUUUGGAUCUCCCCCAUCUUCCAGAACGGGGAGAACAGCUACCACCAGUACUCCCAGCUGGACUUCACCCUGCUGGACCGGCGCUUGGGCACUUUGGAGGAGCUCCGAGCCCUCACCAGCGCGGCGCACGCGCUGGGCAUCUACGUUAUCGUGGACGUGGUCAUGAACCACAUGAGCAACGAGUUCUUCUUCGAGGGCCACGAGUUCGGCGCGGCGCCCUGGCGCUUCCACGAGGACGCGCACGGCGAGCGUGAGUACUUGUUGCGGCCCCGAAGGCCCGCAAAGGAGCUCCAGCAGACCCCGGCGGGGCGACAGCCCUAUAUGGACUUCUGGUACAACAACAGCUGGGAUCCCACCGCGCAAUAUCCAGGCACCCUCUACGGGCAGCACGGUGAGAAGGCCGUGGAUGUAGGGCAUGGGACCUAUGACAGCAGCGACUUCCACCACAACGGAGACCUCAAGGACUACUAUGACCCCUUCCAGAUCCACUACGGCAAGCUCUACGGCACCAUGGACGACCUUCGCUUGGAGCAUCGCCGGGUGCAGGCCAAGUACAUCGCGAUGACGAAGGCACUGAUCUCCAGUUGCGAUGUGGACGGAUUCCGCGUGGACACGCCGAUGCAGGUGCCGCUGGUCUUCUACAAGGCGUGGGCCCCUGCCAUGCGAAAGCACGCCCUUGGCCUCGGCAAGAAGAGCUUCGGCCUCUUCGGAGAGUUCUACGUGACGCCGGAGAGGUACGCCACGAUGACGGGCCGCGGCAAGGACCAGGCCAUGUAUGGCACGGAGAGCUUCAUCGAGGGACCUGCCACCAUGAAGGGAGGUAUUGUGUAUUCGUACUACUGGUACAUGUUCACAGCCUUCGUCUACAACCAGCCUCAGUAUGCUGAUGGCUUCCCCCUAGCCUACGCGGAGGAGAGCAACAUGCUGGACACCUAUGACGAGGCGAGUGGCCAAAAGCAGUACGCCAUGUGGAACUUCUGCAACAACCACGACAACUGGCGUUUGCAAGCCAUGACCAGCACCAGACAUUUGCUGCUCUGCCUGGUGGUGAUUACCUUCUGGCCGGGCAUCCCCUUGCACUACGCCGGUGACGAGCAGAACUUGGGUUCUCCGGGCAGCGCCUUGGACGGCUGGAGCCGCGAGGAGCUCGGGAGCUCCUUGGCCUGGCAGGCGGUGACCGUGACGCCCUCAGGCAACCCUGCGGACGGCGAUAACUUCGACAUGACCGCUCCCAACUACUUGUUCAUCGCGCGACUGAAUGCAUUGAGACGGAGUUACUUCGGGGACUUUGGCAGAGAAGAGUGUGACAAGCUGGUGCUGCCCGAGUCGCCCAUUCCCGAUGUGCUCGCCUUCUCGCGUGGGUGCACAGAGGAGGGCCGCGUCCUGGUGGUGGCCAACUUCCACGGCACCGCCUUCCGCUCCGCUCGCCUGCGCUGCAAAUGGCCCAAGGGUACCAAGCUGCAGGACACCCUGGAGCCAGCGGAUCCAUUGGCACUCCUCGCUGGUGAGGACGGGGAAAUCGCCCUACAGCUGCGGCCAUUGCAGUCGCUGGUCCUCGCGCCUGCGCCCCUGAGGCGUUUACCACCAGUGGUGGUCUCUGUGUCGCCGUCCCAUGGGGCGGUGCUUGCUCAGCUCCAAGGCGAGGUGCAGCUGCGGAUCCGCUUCGAUCGGCCCAUGCAGCCCACCGCCCGUGCUGUGACGCUGGACGGGGAAGGCAUCUUCUCCUGUCUCGACGACACCUGCCAAGAGGUCGGGGCAACUGUUCAGCUCGAGAACCUCUGCGACGGCACCCACCGCCUCGAGGCGCCCGAGGGCCUCGCGGAAAGUCUUAGCGGAGACUCCGUGGGCAAGACGGAGGCCAGCUUCAGGUCUUACUUCAUUGUAGACAGACACUCGGGCAUCGUCGCUGAGCCACGCAUGCAUGAGCACCGAGGGCUGAUCUGCGACCUGGGGCGCAAGCUCUGCCACAACGCCGCGGGGGCCGGAUGGCUCCGCAUCCGCGAUGUGGGCGGGAACUGGACCGCCUGGCGCCCCUACGAGGAGCAGAGCGACUGGCGAGCCACCAAAGGCGUGGGGGUGCUGGUGCAAUACCACGCAGAGGGCAGCGCCAGCUUCAUCGCAGGAGAUUGCAUGGUGCAGCCCUUGCAGCGGUGCCACAGCAGCUGGCAUCGGCACAUGCACUUGCGUGGGGACUUCAACCAGUGGGGCGAGGCAAAAGAUCUGUCCAUGCAGAAGGUGGAGCAUUUCACCUGGGCCGCCAACUUCACCACAGACACUUUCGUGAAGGUGAAGUUUGCGCCGGAGGUGGGGUGGCUGAAGUCCUAUGGCCUCCAUCCCAGCCGAAAGCUGCACUAUGGCCUGCCCCUCUUCGACAAGCGCAGCAAGUCCUUCCAAGUGGAGCCCUUCAUGUCUGGCGCCGAAGCCAGCCGCAGGUGGAUGAUGGAACGCGGCCGGUGGUCCAAACAUCAGAGUGUUGCCACAGGCGCUGACUUUGCCACAGACGUUUGGAUCUCUCAUCUCUGCACGCCGGAGCCGCCACCGUGCCCGCCGCCCUCCUCCGAUGAGGCGGACUGGCAGUGCCACAGCUAUCAAAGGGGUGAGAACCUGGACUGGUGCCAGCAGGUGGGCACUGUAGGCUGCGUCACCUACGCCGUUCAGAACUUCUCUGAGGAGAUGUCCUCCUGCGGCAAGUGCGACUGCUGCCGGAAAUUGGUGGCCCAGCUCCCCACAGGCCCCAAGCAGACGUGCUGCAUCCUUUUCAACGACCUGCUGCUGAACUAUACGGUUACGCCGGACCUGUCCUUGUGCACUCCCCAGCCGGUGAAGCUGGCACCAGCCUGGACAAUGUCGCCUGACACUGCCUUCCAGGUUCGCAGCAGAUGCGGCGAGGAUUCAGGUCCGGUGGUGGUGCAGGAGCGGCAGGCUACGGAAGAGAGCGAGGACACGGCCUGCGCGCCUUCCGAGAGUAGCUCCCUGGAGACCCACCUGGCCGUGGCAGCCUGGUCUGCCUUGCUAGUGAUCCUGCUGCUCUGCCACGCACCCAGCCGGAUCUACCUCAGCAUCGUACGCCAGGCCUCUCGCGAGACCAACGUCCAGGCCGGCGGCCCUUGCGCGCAAAGGGAGGAGCCGGAGCCGGCCGAGGAGCCGGAGCCGCCGGAGCCAGAGACACCGCAACCAGCUCCAACCAAGCAGCUGACUGCGCCGGGGUCGGAAGGCUCGGAGGCUGGGCGGCACGUGGUCUUUGCCUCCAUCGAGCACGUAGUGCCAGAGCGGAAUGUCAACGCCUGCACAGGAGACACCGGCAUCUUUCUGGACCUGAUGGAGGAGCACCCGCCUGGCACGCUGAGCAUGGUGCACCCCAUCCUGGCCGCAGACUACGGGGAGCUGGAUUGGUACUCCGAGUUGGCUGUGGUGGUCGAUGGGAAGAUCCAGGCGGUGCAGGUGCUGCGACUGGAGUGCGAGAAAAAUGAGGGGAGCCAUAAGGUGGUGUGGUACUUCCUGAAGCACGAGCUCUUCCUCGACCGCACCCAAGAGAGUUUGUACCCGGAGCCGCUGAGCAAGCUCCGGUCUUUGCGCUUCUACUCCUUGUGGAACCAGAGCGUGGCCAUGCUCUUGGAGACGCUGAAGCCGGAGGUCUUCCACUGCAUGGACUGGCACCAGGCAUUGGCGCCCCUCUACUUGGACACGGCCUGCCAGAUUCCCAUGGUGCUGCUGCUGCGACAAGGCGCCAUGGGCUCCGUAGACUCGGAGUCCUUGAGCGACCGCUUCUGGAAGACCGUGAGCCCCUUGAGGCGCAUGAGCCUGGUCUUCAACUUGAAGAUCCCGACCAUCCGGAGGUAUUGCAUCUUCGAAGGGCGGUUCAACAUGCUGAAAGCGGGGAUUCAGUUCAUCUCUGAGACUCAGCACGGCCGUGGCAUUUGCGUCCUCUCAGCGGCCUCCACUCUGCGCCGGGAGCAUCGCUUGCUGCAGGGCUACAAGUUGCGGGCCCUUGGGCAGCCCAGUUUGCGCCUGGCAUGCAGAGAUGCGAGCAGAAGCAUCGAGACCAUGAAGAAGCAAAGAGAAAGCGGGCGCCGGGCACUGCAGCAGCAUGCUGGCCUCAAAGGGGGUGGCAAGGUCUUGCUGUUCACCGGACCGUGGGCGUGGCAUGCAGGCGCGGAGCAGAUUGCGGAGGUGGUGCCGCAGAUCUUGUGUCGCCAUGAGGAGGCGCAAGUUUUGCUCUGCGGGCUUUGCAGCGACCUGUACGGGCUCAUGGCUCAGGAUGUGCUGAGCCGUGUCAUGGCCGCUUUCCCCGGCCGCAUCCACUUCCUCUCUGAGCGCUUCGAGUUGUCGGAGGAGCUCCGGGCAGGCGUCGACUUUUUGCUCGCGCCCUUCCUAGCGGAGCCGGUGGGGCAACGGGACCUCGAGCUGGGCGCUCUGGGCGUGCCCACUGUGGGCUGCGCAUCAGGCGCCGCAGGCCGUAUGCCUGGCAUUUACUUCAGGCAGCAGCACUCCAGCGCUGAGAUGCUGAAGAGCGGCUUCUUCUGCGCGCUGGACUACGCGCUGACCAUGCCCGAGGAGGAAUACUGGGAGCUGGCCAAGGCAGCCACUGAAGCACCGCAGGCACGACCGGGAGCCUGGAGCGACAGCCUCCACGAGGCCUACCAGGAGGUCAUCUUCAAGCGGAGAUGCCCCAAGGCCCACUUUGACGACUGCUUCCUGUGGAAAGGCAGUGCUGCCUCCCAAGAGGAUCUUCAGAUGGCCAUGGCGCCGCGUAGGAGCUCAGCGUUGCGCCGGGUCAGCUCCACGGCGGAUUUGGCGCAUCAGAUGCAGGUCCUGGACAUCGACGAGGACGCGGAGUUCCUGACGCAGCCGGUGAGCGAGAGCCGGGCACAGGAGAUCAUGAAGGCCGUCGCGGAGUCCCUGCCGCACCUCUCGGAUCACAUGGAUGCGACCAACCUUCAGCAGGACAUCGCGCAGGCCCGGCAGCGGCUGGAGGAGCGCCACGCGCUGACGCGGGGCCUGAUGAAGCCCUUCGCCGGGCUCUGCCUCAGGAUCCACCUGGUCAUGGCGGCCUGCUACGUCACCUCCUCCGUGGGCGAGCUGCUGCUUCAAACCCUCGAGGUGGAGGGCAUCGCGGGGCACUUCGUGCCCAGCGCGGAGAUCUGGCUGAGCUUCUUCGGGGCCUUUGCGCUGGGCUGCGUCUUAUGGCUUCGACUGUCCUUUGGCAUUCCUCCGAACCUCUUGAUGACGGUGUCGCAGGGCCUGAACCUGGCCGCCUUCCUGCUGCUGCCGCUUCUGCCGGAGCACCAGGACACCAACUGGUCCUACAUCUGCUUCGCAGCAGUCUCCGGUGUCCAGAGCUCCUCGAGACUGCUUUACCUGAUUUGGAACUUCAACGAGGAGAUGGAUCAUGGAUUCCAGGUGGCCAUUUGGCGGCUGGGGCUGCUGGAGGCCCUGCGCCGGUCGGUGGCCUGGAUCGCCCUGGUGGCCACCUUCGCCGGCAAGCUGUGGCUCUACAAGCAGGUCCAUGAACCUUGCGCCUCGUCUUUCCACUUGCACAAAGGUGUGGUCGGUGUCGUGAAAAGGAUCCACCAAAAGAACCGCCAUGCUUCGAAGAGCCAUUUUGUGGGCCAGCCCUUUGAUCUUGACCACACCUCCAGUGCCCUUUUAUGCGGGCCCUCUACCACCAACUACCAGAAGGAAGGAGCCAUGGCCGUGGCCUUGCGCAGGAGCCUCUCCGGAAGGAGCCUCUCUCGGUCUCAGGACCCACCUAGCAUCCCGGGCGUCGUCCCCGAGGCCCCGGCAUGGUCGAAGUCCGAGCGCUCCGAGCGCUCGGACCGCGCGGAGUCCAAGAAGACGCGCUUCACAGAGGAGGAGCCUGAGGAGAUUGACACCUCCGAGGGGGAGGUGCCGGAGGAGUCGGACUCCUCCAGCUCAAGCCCGGGUCUCCAACUUCGAGGCCCUGAGCCGCCGACCUCGAAGCCCAUGUCGAUGCCCUCGGAGGACAGCGCCACAAACCCCUUGAGCCUCAUGAAGCUGGGCUUGAUCCAGGAGUACAAGGCCAGAUUCCUGGAAAAGGUGAAGGAGAACCGCCGCGAGGUCACCUUGCCAGCCGCUACUGGCAUCUUGCGGGAGGUGCCCUUCUUCCGGGAGUUCGACGAUGUGCUCUCAGGCACCAUCUUCCACCUCUCCAAGCUCUCGCUUCUGCAAGAUGCUGAAGAAGGCGAGGUGCUCUUCCGGCAGGGCGACGACCCGGUGGAUUGCUACGUGGUGAUGCGAGGUGCCGUGGAGGUCUGGAUCCGCAAGGACGCCCAGACGUCUCCCCGGGACUUCACGGAGGACGACGUGGUGGUCACCCAGGAGCAGAAGAGGCGAGGCUGCCGCUGCUUCAGGCAGAUGCGACGAGGCCGUCAUGGAACUCAACGACUCCGAGCGAAAGUACGUCACCGAAGGCUUCAACACCUUCGGGGCCUCUUCGGACCUGGGCACCAUGGUGGCGGUGCUGAAGCGCGGCACGGCCUUCGGAGAGCUUGGGCUCAUGGAGCGGAAGCCGCGAGCUGCCUCCAUCCGCUGCGCGCAGAAGUGCACCUUCCUGGUUAUCCGGCGCAGCGCCUUCCACAAAUGGUUCUCGGAGAGCAUGGGCGCAGACGCCUACAGGAAGCGCAUCUUCUUCAUCCGGAAGAUCCCCGGGUUCCGGUACGAGACGCUGAGGAAUCCCAUGCGCACCGGGAGUAG
This is a messenger RNA of Effrenium voratum, 7056 nucleotides long. The record is from the annotation of a GenBank genome assembly. NCBI's taxonomy places the organism in Eukaryota, Dinophyceae, Suessiales, Symbiodiniaceae.